Endocarpon pusillum Z07020 is the source of this 459-nucleotide messenger RNA. RefSeq lists its product as uncharacterized. The record is from RefSeq and is a predicted model, not a curated record. The coding region runs from base 1 to 459 and encodes 152 amino acids. NCBI's taxonomy places the organism in Eukaryota, Fungi, Ascomycota, Eurotiomycetes, Verrucariales, Verrucariaceae. The transcript has a single exon.
AUGCAUAUGUGGCCGCUGCCACCAGAGCCCGAAAAGCCGAAGACGCCGCCGCCACCACCAGCACCACCUGAGGGAGAAAUCGUGAACCUAGAUGAACUGCUCGGUCCGGGAAAGAAGGUCAAAGGUAAAGGUGCGAAGAAAUCCAUUCCUCCGCCAGCUCCGCCUCCUCCGCCCCCCGUACCAAGCCUUGAUGCUGUAAAUCCUACUGCUCCUUUAGACGCACCUGCACCUGCACCUGCACCUGGCGGAAAGGAAGUUGACAAAGCAUCCAAAAAAGCAGGCCCUGCGAAGAACGGUCCGAAGAAAGUGGUUCCCGCGAGCAGCUUCAGCGCUUGGAUGAUGGGUGGCAAAGCCGCCAAACCGCCUGCAAAGGCUUUAAAAGAGACAAAAAAGCCUGAUGGGGCUGCUGGAUCGCAGAACGGUGCGCCUGCCAACGAAGGCAGCUGCAUCGUCAUGUGA